Molecule: messenger RNA, 5764 nt
Organism: Siniperca chuatsi (mandarin fish)
Lineage: Eukaryota; Metazoa; Chordata; Actinopteri; Centrarchiformes; Sinipercidae
Gene: gabbr1a
Product: gamma-aminobutyric acid (GABA) B receptor, 1a
Exons: 25
Coding region: 898-3891 (997 amino acids)
Biological process (GO): gamma-aminobutyric acid signaling pathway; G protein-coupled receptor signaling pathway
Cellular component (GO): G protein-coupled receptor heterodimeric complex; membrane
Molecular function (GO): G protein-coupled GABA receptor activity
Source: RefSeq, a predicted model, not a curated record
CCAGCCUUCCUUCAAUUAUUCAGCAGAUGUAUAAAUAUGAAGCAGGAUGCUGAUCUCAGAAUAGAUGGCAGAAGAGGAACAGAUAAUGGUGGGAAGGAGAAAAAAGGGGUAGAUGAAGGAGUCGAUGGGCUUUGAUUUAAUAGAUGACCAGUGUUGUAGAAAUGACGGACAGCUGCUUGGUUGACUUAACUCCAAAGAGCUUUAGAAAAAGGCUUAACAAAGUAGUCACUGUUAAUACCACAGGGCCAUAUCUGCACCUCCAUCCGUGUCUAGUCCUCCUGCCGUGAUAUAAUUAUUCACGGUGGGAUAAAUCCGCAAGCUUAUCAUACACAAAGCCUCCUCGUAAGAUAUUAUGAUAUUUUACUGUUGUGGGCCUACACCUUAGCGCGUUUCAUCUUGGAAGGGGGGGGAUCAGAUAAAUGCGUGAGAGAGGGACUGUUACGCACGGUGCGUCUCCAUCAUGACGUCGUGAAUUAGCUCAAGAUCGUAGAGGGGGAGAGAAAAAAAGAGAGGAGUGUGGUGAAUCGGUGUUUCGUCGUUUAUUGGGAUGCGUUUGUAUAUAGUGCCUGUAUAUUUUUUGUAUGGAUUUAGGUCAUUUCUUACCAUUGCCAUGCGUAACUGCAAUACAUGGAAAGAAACCGAAUAAGAUACGUUUUGUUUUUGUAACAUUCCGUUUACGAACGGAGCAGCUUGCACAUUUAUAGCCAUAUUAAUACAGCCAUAAAAAUCGUUGCAAAGAUGCAUAUUUUUACCAAAUAAUCCGACACUGGGCUUUCCCUGGCGUGUCCCAUCCGGAGGACGCACUGUUAUCUUGACUGAGCGCAUCGAAACUAAUAGCCAUCACGGAUUCCCUCGUCAACAGCCGACAAGUAACUACCGGCAGCAUACGAUCCAGAGAUGGCACGGCUAUUGUUUCUGAUUAUUCUCUAUGCUCUUCCAUCUCUUGUUGUGCCCAUACAUAAUUCAUCAACUGGAGGCUGUGCCAUCAUCCGGCCUCCCAGGGAUGGGGGGAUCCGAUACAGAGGCCUGACACAAGAACAGAUCCGCAGUGUGCAGAUCCUGCCUGUGGAUUAUGAGAUAGAGUACAUCUGCAGAGGCAACCGGGUGAUCGUGGGACCCAAGGUCAGGAAGUGCUUACCCGACGGCACAUGGACGGACAUCACGCACCACAGCAGAUGUUUGCUGCUGUGCCCGCGGGUGUGGACUUCCCUGGAGAACGGCCGGGUGACCGUGAAGCCCCCAGGGCCACCAGUGGAAGGGACAGUGCUCCAUUACAGCUGCCACGCCGGCUUCAUCCUGGAGGGCAGAAAUAUCAGCCAUUGCACUAAACUGGGCAAGUGGGACGCGCCUAAACCCACCUGCCUCUAUGACAGAAACUACACAGGCAAGAAGAAGCUGUACAUCGGAGCGCUGUUCCCCAUGAGCGGAGGCUGGCCGGGCGGUCAGGCGUGUAUGCCCUCCGCUCAGAUGGCCCUGGACCUGGUGAACAACAGGAGCGACAUCCUGCCCGACUACGAGCUGGAGCUCAUCCACUACGACAGCAUGUGUGACCCAGGGGAAGCCACCAAGUUGCUGUAUGACCUUCUGUACACCGAGCCCAUCAAGAUUGUCCUGAUGCCCGGCUGCAGCGGCGUCUCCACAUUGGUGGCCGAAGCUGCUCGCAUGUGGAACCUCAUAGUGCUGUCCUAUGGCUCCAGCUCGCCGGCCCUGUCCAACCGCCAGCGCUUUCCCACCUUCUUCCGCACGCACCCGUCGGCCACCCUUCACAACCCCACCAGGGUGCAGCUCUUCCAGAAGUGGAAGUGGACCCGUAUCGCCACCAUCCAGCAGACCACUGAAGUCUUCACCUCAACUCUGGACGAUCUGGAACAGAGGACGAAGGAGGCAGGCAUCGAGAUCAGCGUUCGCCAGAGUUUCCUCACCGACCCUGCUGUCGCUGUCAAGAACCUCAAGCGCCAGGAUGCAAGGAUCAUUGUGGGGCUCUUUUAUGAGACCGAAGCCAGGAAGGUGUUUUGUGAGGUGUUCAAGGAGAAGCUCUAUGGGAAGAAGUACGUGUGGUUCCUGAUAGGCUGGUACGCAGACAACUGGUUCAAAAUCAAAGACCCAGCUAUCAACUGUACAGUGGAGAACAUGACAGAGGCCGUGGAGGGACACGUGACCACCGAGAUCGUCAUGCUGAAUCCUGAGACUGUCCGCGGCGUCUCCAAUAUGACAUCGCAGGAGUUUAUAGCCGCCUUGAUGUCUCGUCUGGGUGGGAAGAACCCUGAGGAGACUGGUGGGUUUCAGGAGGCCCCUCUAGCCUACGAUGCAGUGUGGGCUCUGGCCCUUGCCCUCAAUAAGACCGUGGCACCACUGAAGGCCAAAGGUCGACGACUGGAAGAUUUCAACUAUAACAACCAUGACAUCACCUCCGAGAUCUAUAGGGCACUCAACACAAGCUCCUUUGAAGGUGUUUCGGGCCAGGUGGUGUUUGACGCCCAGGGCUCUAGGAUGGCAAUGACUCUUAUCGAGCAACUGCAAGGAGGCAGUUACAAGAAGAUCGGUUACUAUGACAGCUCUCAGAAGAACCUCUCCUGGUUCGGCAAUGAUGUUUGGAUAGGUGCUGGACCUCCAGCUGAUCGGACAGUGGUGAUCGAAGAGUACAGGUUCUUGUCUCAAAAGCUGUUUGCAGCAGUGUCCGUCUUUGCUGGCCUCGGCAUCCUGCUCGGAAUCGUCUGUCUAACCUUCAACAUCUACAAUGGCAACGUCCGGUACAUCCAGAACUCUCAGCCGUACCUGAACAACAUGACAGCGGUGGGCUGCAUGAUGGCUCUGGCUGCAGUGUUCCCGCUGGGGAUUGAUGGUCAUCACGUCCACAGAUCACAGUUCCCCGUCGUCUGCCAGUUCCGCCUGUGGCUUCUCGGCCUCGGCUUCAGCCUGGCGUAUGGCAGCAUGUUCACCAAGAUCUGGUGGGUCCACACCCUCUUCACGAAGAAGGAGGAAAAGAAGGAGAAGAAAAAGCAACACUUGGAGCCAUGGAAACUCUACGCAACAGUUGGAGUGCUGCUGGCUAUCGACUUCCUGUCACUCAUGAUCUGGCAGAUUGUGGAUCCUCUGCACAUUACGGUUGAGAAGUUCACUAAGGAGGCCCCUAAAGAAGAUUUGGAUGUCCUGAUUCAGCCCUUGCUGGAGCACUGCAGCUCAGAGAAGAUGAACACGUGGCUCGGUGUGGUUUAUGGCUACAAGGGUCUGCUGCUGCUGCUGGGCAUAUUUCUGGCUUACGAGACCAAGUCUGUCUCCACAGAAAAGAUCAAUGACCAUCGGGCCGUGGGGAUGGCUAUUUACAACGUUGCUGUGUUGUGCCUGAUCACGGCUCCGGUGACUAUGAUCCUGUCUUCACAGCAGGACGCCUCCUUUGCCUUUGCCUCUCUAGCAGUCGUUUUCUCUGCCUACAUCACUUUGGUGGUGCUUUUUGUACCCAAGAUGCGGCGUCUCAUCACCCGCGGUGAGUGGCAGUCGGAGCAGCAGGACACUCUGAAGACCGGCUCGUCCACCAACAACAACGACGAGGAGAAAUCCAGGCAGUUGGAGAGAGAGAACAGGGAGCUGCAAAAGAUCAUCCAGGAGAAAGAAGAGAGGGUAUCGGCGCUACGCAACCAGUUGGCUGAGCGACAGGCUCUACGCAACCGCCGCCGACCCUCCACAGGCCAGAAUCAGAACCACAAUGCCCCGCCGCCCUCGUCCCAGCAGGAUCCCAAGUCUCUGCUUCCCCCACCCGGCUACCCCAACCCCACCACGGACAAUCACUCCCUCCCGCCUUCCUUCUCCAACUCCUCCAACUUGUACCCGGCCGACAGCAAGAUGAGCCGCAACCACUGUCACAACAGCCAGAUCCCACUGCUGUACAAAUAGGCGAGGCACGGGUGGGGGGUGGGGGGUCGCAGAAUGCACUGGAGGGGGGGGGCACAAAACACAAGGAGACACUGUGACUUUCACUUGUUUCUGCGAUGAGCACAGCUGUGUAGUGACACUGUUUUAAAAAACGGCGUGGAAGCACAAAUAAGUACAGGGGAGUGCUUCACACUUGGCAGCUUUGGGGAGAGUCACGCAGGUAACACCUGUACUCACAGUUUUGAUCUCACUGUGUUCAACCCAGCAACGACGCGGCGAUAAGCACAUCUCAGACUAGCAGCACUCGAGGUCCUUUUCCACGGUCAAGUAAACGGAUAGAUCUCUUAAUCGUUCCUCGCCCUCAUUCGUUAUCUUGUUCUGUUGUGGAGACACCGCGUCAAGGAUCUCAAAAGGAAACAUUUGUGUUUGUGUCUUUGCUAUAUCAUCUCCACCUUUUGUCUCUCGAGUUUGUUGACUAGGCAAGCACAUACAGUAGUGAUUUAUAUUGUUCUGUAAUAUCUGAUCUGUUUUGUCAUGGAGUUGUUGUUAAAUUAUUAGUUUACUUUUCAGGAGAGUUGUGAAAACUGAAAUUUACAAAGGGACAAAGCUAUGUACAGUUUUUUUUUUUCCAAUGUUUCCUCUGAAGAGCAGCUGAGCUCGACUGUGUGGAAUACUGGUUUCACUGAAAAGUGAUAAUGUGCAUUAUUAAAGAGCCAUAACUUAGAAAGGCCAAUGAGCUUGGCAUGUAUGGAUGUCUGUUGUCAGGACUGUGUAUUCAAGUACAACACUGCAUCUUAAAAAUCCAGUCCUUUGCUGGUGUACGAAUAUUAGACCCAUUUUAAAGGAGAAAAUGAUCAAAGCUUGCUGAUGUGUAAGGAAAAUUUUGAUAGUUUUGCCAUUUGAAAUAAUGUUUUACAAUGUAUUUUUUGAGAUUUGUGUUGUAUCUAUUUAGCAGUAAAGUACAGUAGUAGCCAUCAAAUAAAUCCCUCAUCCUGCAUCUAAUGUAUUUUGCAGACUGCAGCUGAUUCUCACAAUUUAAGGGUUAGAGGAUGUUAGAAUCCCAAACUGGAAAACUCCAACUUCCAACUUGCCAGAAGAAUAGUUUGUACUUUCUGCCUCCUGAAAAUGAAGGCCAAUUUAUAUUUCUACAGCAGCAGUGCAGUGAGAUGUGGGGCUUCUACGAUGGCUAUGUCUGUAGAUAUUCAGAGAAAGCACAGUUUUUUCCUCAACAUUUUAUACAUAUGAAUAUGUUACAUGUCAUUCUUGUAAGCCUUUUUAUUUUCAGAGAAUGUUUUUGUAAUGUUUUCCCAUAACAGACAAUCUGGAUGGAUGCUUUUUUUUUCUUUUCCAUUUUGCCUUUGAAUAAGUUGUAAAUGAAUCAAAGAAGGAUAUACGUAAGGUAAUGUGACAUACUGUAGUUAAUCAGCAGUUAAUCUGGAUGUACUAUUUCAUUCAUGAGCUAUUUCCAGAUUUUAUAAAGCAAUGACACCACAGCUUUACCAGCAGGUAAAACAAUACUUUGUCAAAUAUUUUUAAAUAUAUAUAUUUCAGUGUGCACUUUAACUGAACAAACUAUGGUUAUUCCACUUUAUGUUGCUGUUAUUCUAAUACAUUUAGGCUCAGGGUAUGGAGAAGGACAGUCACAGGACAUAAAUGAAUGAAAUAGGCCAUAUUUAUUAACUAACUGUACAGUACCUGGAUCAGACAGUGUAACAUAUGAAUGCAGAAAGAAUUUAGGAAAUGUUCUAUUAUCAUGCACAUAUAUGACAAUAUACAUGGAUUUGGGGAUAUUUGUAAUCAAUAUAUCUAAGAUCUUAAAUGUUAAUAUAUUUCGGAGUAUGUGUAAGCAAAUAUAUGAGUACCAUAAAUAAAAUAAUUGUUUUUUCAUUGGGAA